AUGUCAGCCCACAUUGCACUUUUUAAUGAUGAGUUCCUAAGGCAUGCAAACACUAUUGAGAAACUCUCUAGCAGACUUCAGGCAGAUCUAGAUCUGUUUGAUCUUAGUCCAUAUGAAAUGCAAGAUUGUGAUUCCUAUGUUAAAGAUCGAGUAACUCUUUUCCAGUUCCUGCGUGCCUCCCGGUUCAAUCCACAGAUAGCUCACGAGCAGUUACUUGACACAGUGCGCUGGAGAAUAAAAAUGUCGAUUGGAAAACUAUCGUACCACCACUUUCCCGCCUAUUUUGACACCCCGUGUAUAGUCUUUGAUAAGGUUGAUAGGAUGGGUCGGCCAGUUAUAGUACUUUAUCCACGCAAUUUCCCUUUGUCUGGUACAACAACUGCGGCACAAUCUUCGAUAGGGUCUCUUACGUGUCUCUUGAUGGAGGUCACACGCCAGUAUAUGCACGAUCUGUCUCAAUUGCAUCAAGAGAGCAAACACAUAACCAAUCUCAUAUCGCAAUGUAUUAUCUUGGUUGAUAUGUCCGAAGCGCCCUUUAUUCCUGUGAAUGCCGAAUUGAUUAAUUACAUCAGAGACAUACUUGAUAAGCGGUUUCCUGGGUCUAUCAAAGCCGUGCAUGUGCUUAACUUUGCUUUGGCUUACCAAGGAUUGUGGCAGAUGGUCAAGUUCUUAUUGAGUGAUGACCUGAAGCACAUAAUCAGAUUCAAUUCCGAAAACGAGCUCCAGAAAAUAAUGGCCGAGGAAGAUUUGGAAAGGAUUCUGGGAAGCAUUGGAAGUAACCCGUGGGUUGAAAAAAGUGAAGAAGUGUGGAAAAAGUAUGGUUAUCAUCCUGAUAUAGUACCCCCAAAAAAAAAGUCGAGAAUAAGUAUUCGAGAUUUAUUUCCAGAACCACCAUCCUCACUCAAUCAUAUACCCGAUUCCCUUCCGGAUAUAACAAAUCGAUCUCCAAGGACAGAAGAUAUUACAGAGAAGUCCGGAGAGCCGAAAGAAAAUGCCAUAGUAAAUGAGCCUAGAAAAGAUACCGACUUGGAUAAUGAUCAGACCCUCGACGGCCUUGAUGCUGAAAAUAAUAGCUCUAUUAUUUCUUUGACCUCAAAUAGGUUAUUAAUUAGUCAAAAUAUCAAUACCAACUCGGAUUCUGAGACCUAUACGGCCGCUCCAGGGCAAGAAGACCAAUCUAAGAGUUUGAUCCGACUUACUGGAGCCCAAAAUAACGAUUUAGGAGCACUACAAAAACUGGAACUAGAACGGCAACCCUUGAAUACAUAUAAUGAAAUACUAGAAAAACAUCCAUAUCAGAAAUUAGCCAGUACAUGCACAUAUGCACAGAACACAACUUUGAGUAAGGUCAAUCAGUAUAAAGAAGAUUCAGUUGGAGAUUCGGACCGUUUAGACUUGGUUAAAGUUAAAGGCCAAAGCUUAGACCAGGUUCUGGAAUUCACAGAUACAUCCAUAAACAUUGAAACGUGCAUUACGGAUGAAGCCAUCGUAAUACAGUUAAUUGAAGAAGACAUAUCAGAUACGGAGACAUACAUUGAAAGCGACUUGCACAAUACGAGGACCUCUGAAAUACUACUGAAUGACAGCGAUAUGCUUGUUAAAAACAAUUCGUCACUUCUGUACGAAGAUUCAACACCAUCUAAUGAAAUAGAUGAUGUAGAGCUAAGUAUGCUUUCAGAAGUUACAUACAACGACGAAACAUCAUUUGUGGAACUCCUUCUAGAUUCAGACUCUGUAAAAUCCGUCAAUGAAUCAAUUACCUUACCUUCUAAGCCUUACGUUACGGAUAACAACAUAAAAACAAAGUCCUCCAGCCUAGAAUCACCCGAUCAGAACUAUAAUAGUGUAGUAUGCCCGUCACCUACAAUCACUUACGAAGCAAUCGAAGGUUUUAAUAGUACACCUGCCUUAGCCUACCAGCAAUCGAACACUUUGCGUACCAAUGAGUUCGAUGAACCACUAAAGCACACAGUAACCGAACACAUCGACUCUUGUGAUAGCGAUAGCGAUACUCAUAAAAUUAACAUUUCUCCCUUGAAUAUAACAACAACUGAAUUUCCGGCCAUAGCUAAACACGAUAGUACACAGACAAAUUCUCUUGAAGUAGACCUUGGUCAAACAGAGAAUGUGUGGAAUAUUAUCCCUGAUUUUUCAAAAGCGAGAGAAGCGCAAAAAUCUCUCCAGGAGAAUCUUGUUGAGAUCCUCGCAAGAAUAGAAGACUUGGACUCGCCUAACCAAAUUGAAUGUAUGGGUACAUAUGUUACGAAUGAAGAUCGGCUUACCGAACACAUUAUCAACAUUUGCUCUGAUGAAUAUGAAGAAUAUACUACUCCUAUUUUACCGACCAAAAAAUACGACACAAAUGUGGAAGAAUACGAUGACAUAUUUAACAAGUCUUUAGUCCUCUUUGAUGAGAAAAAUCAUAAAAUCCACGAAAAUAGUAUCGAUAGCUCCCCAUGCGUAGACCAACGAGAUGAAUCUAAUGUUGCCGAAUAUUUGGAUUAUAUACCUUCUAAAGAUAUAAUGGCUACUAUAGCAUCCGUUAAUAGCGAAACGUUAUCAAUAUUCGCAGAUGAAAAUGAAUUAUCUAGGCUGGUUAAUGGUGCUUACGAAAACGUUAUUGAAGAAAAGACUCUUGUCUGUAAUAUUUUCCCAGAAAAACCUAGCAUAAUCGAGAUUAUGGACUCUUUCAAUGAUACACCUGCUGUAAAAGCUCUUACUGAUAUGAUCGCUAGUAUUGACGAUAUGUUAACUGGGAAUGAUGACACGAAAGAUACUCCCUGCAAUAUCAGUUCAGACACUUCAGCAAUAUUUAAAGACAGAAAAUUAUCUACUUUGGAGCCUAUCGAGGAAGAAGAGGCAGAAGUAAACAAAGAAAACGACGAAACAUUAGAAACUGAAGAUCUUUCGAAUGUGGGAACAGAUAUAAAGUAUCAUCCAACUAUGUCAAAGAGCAUAAUCAAAAAACGCCCGGUAGACAAAACAGCUUUACCUAAUGAAAUCAAGCCUUUUGUCCCAGAAGUUAAUAAUGGAGGAAUGCUACGCAUAGAAGACUCCACAAACUGUGUCUCAGACACAAUAUCUAGUAAGACAUCUGACGAUUCACUAUCUCUUGUUUAUAAGACCCAUAAAGAAGAAUCACUCGCUGCCGGAUCAGAAAUAUGUGCCUUAAUUGAAUCCGACUGCAAGGGGCUUGAGAAAUGCAGCAAGUAUGUUUCAAGCUAUGGCGAAUUGGCAGUGGCUUUAUCCAAUGUGUCCAACUUUUUGGAUCUAUUUACUGAAGAUGGUUUCGAUAAAAAUGACUAUACCACUCCCAAGAAAUUCUACAACCGAGUCGAUUUAAUUCAGAACAAUGAAGGCGACUUAAUAAACUCGAGUAAAACCAAGCCUUACGAUUAUUCUAAAUCUCUCGACUUGGAAACAUAUGAUAAUGAGAUCGAAACGCUGCUGAAUAUUACAUACGACAGCCCAUAUAUUAUCAACAAGAGAAAAGAUAUCUACGGGGAUUACAUGUGUUCAAGCACUUAUGCAGACAAAACAGCUGAAUUAAAUAAUAGCACAUACACCUCACCAAGGUCAGAAAAAGAGGAAUACUAUACCUAUUCAAACUACACUGACGAGAUUACUCUAAUGAUGAAAAUUUCGUAUGAAGUGACAAGGUCUACCAAAGAAGAGAAAAUUACUCGAUCCGAAUGCUUUGACUAUAACACUUAUACCAAGGAAAUUCUCGCUAUGGCUAAUAUAUCCUAUGAAGCACCGAAAGUUAAAAAUGAAGGAAUUACCUGUUUUAAAGACCUUGAUUCAAUCUCUUAUGCCGAGGAAGCUGCUACUAUGAUGAAUAUCAAGUUUAAUGUCUCAUCAUCAGUUAAAAACGAAACUUAUGGUUACUCUAUCUCACCGUAUUCAAAUAUUCUUGCUGAUGAAAUCAAAACAAUGAUGAAUAUUACAUACGAUCUCCCUUUAUUGGUUAAAGAACAAACUAUCCUUCCUGGAUCUCCUGGUCUAGAUACUUUUAUUGCCGAAGUCGGUGUUAUGAUGAAGAUCGAAUAUGAUAUACCAUACUCCGCCAAGAAAAAGUGCUUUCCAUAUCCUACAUUUGCUGAUACGAAUAUGUAUGAAGACGAAGUUGUUCUUUUGAUGAAUAUUUCGUACGAUAAUCCAGAAUCUAGCGAGGCAAAUCGAGCUAUACCCUCUAGCCGACAUGUUUCAAGGAAUUGUGCAGAUGAAAUAGAUAUCAAAAUGAAGAUAAUGUCUUAUAUACAAAGUCAAGCUGCAGAAGGGAUAAACUCCAUGGAUAAUGAUUCAAUUACAACGUAUGAAGACGAAAAGGAUUUUCUGUUAGCUAUUACGAGCAAUACAAUUCUCUUGGAUAAAGCGACACAAACUUUGGCUGACAGUGCCGAGUUAAAUAUCAACAAAGAAGAAAUAUAUUUCGAGACCACACCCACACACGGCACCGAAAUCACAAACAAAGAAUCGACGCCAGAUAAAACAAUGAAUUUUAACUUAAAUUCUUAUACUGAUGAAGUCCCAAUUUUACAGUCUAUUCAAUACGAUUCUUCCACCUUUGAUGAGCACAUUAUUACUGUAAAUUCAAAAGACAUGGAGCCGGAUUUUGACUCAGAAAGCAAAGAUAUCUGUGAAAAUACCAAUAAUUAUACAAAUACGAGCAAGGCACUAGUAACGGAUAUUCUCAGCGUUUCUUAUAUAAAGUCUUGCUCAGAAGCGACUCCAAACACAGUCACCUUGAAGAGUACAGUAGAAUUGGAUAACAAAAUUGUUGGAACUUCUCAAAACCACAAUGAAAAGUCUCGUAUAGAAGAGCUAUUUAAAACGAACACUAUAUGUGAAGAAAAAUACAAAGAAAAUGACACGACUAAAAUGGUAACCAUGAAUGAUCCUGGAGUAGGGGAUGUAAAUAUAGGAGAAAAUAAUGCAUGCGAAGCAAAUGUUUCCGAAGAAAAUUAUUCUGAGCGCUACGGUUUAUCAACAAGAUCAGUUCUCGAAGAAAAAUUAGAGGCAUCAAUUAUUUGUGUCAAUGCUCGGUUGGAUUCUGGUAGUAAAGAAACGACAAGGGAACCAAGCGCACCGGCAACAGGGAUUUAUGACCAACGGAUGAGUUUUAUGAAGAGCUUUUUGGUCCCAGAAAACGGUGUGCUUCUUUCUCCAUCAGAUACACAAGAGCGUUUGGAAUCACAUUCUUCAGCAAGUAGUGUUUCCAAAAAGAAAUCCACUUCACAACGUCCGGAUCUUUUCAACACAACCCAUGUGGUUACAGAAGUAGACUGUCCAAGCGGUGUUCGACUUUCUGGCGAUAUGUUAAGAAUUAAAGACUCAAGAAAAGAACCUGUAUCUGUUCGCCAGGAUAUACUUCCGAUUAACCUAUUGACAGGUCCAUUACCUCUACCAUCUCCACAGCCAUCCCCUCGUAUGACUUUUACAAGAGCACUUUUGAAUACAUCAGGAACAACAUCGGUGGCAAUUGCAAUGCCGCUUACGCAUAUCAGUAAUAGAACCUCGGACUAUGCAGCUAUAACAGAAGUGGAUAUGAGUACAUCAUCCCAUUCGGAUUCAUCAAAUCCAAAUAUAUGUGGUCCUCUUUGGCCCAUUGUGCGUACACCAAUGCCUUUUACUACGUGGUUAGGGAUCUAUACGGGAAUAACAGUAUACAAAUCGUUUAUACAUACCCAUUAUAAGACUAAGGAGACUCUGAAAGACUGCAAAUGUUUACAAAGGGUUUCUUCAAGAAACAAAAACAUUCAUCAAGUCGCUAACUCUGAUCCCAGGUUCCAAUCCCGUAGCUUACCAACUCGUUUGCGUAGAGCAUCAUUCUUUCAAACCCGCCUUCCUACAAUGUUUAUCUGGCCAUAUGGAAGCACAGUAUUGGAUGUCACUAAACGGAUUGUUCGAGCAACAUAUCCAAGAUAUAGUUUAGUCUACUGGAUAAUGUUAUAUAUUUGUAUACGUGGUCCAGUUGAGUUUGGCCUUUCUCGGUUAAUAUCUCAAUCAGUGGAAUCCCCAAAAAGAGUAGCCACCAUAACAUUGAGUAUUGCAGCUACUAUCACGGCAAUCACUAGUUCGUCCCUUGCAUAUUUCGCUAAUCCAUAA
This is a messenger RNA of Phycomyces blakesleeanus NRRL 1555(-), 6108 nucleotides long. RefSeq lists its product as hypothetical. Lineage: Eukaryota; Fungi; Mucoromycota; Mucoromycetes; Mucorales; Phycomycetaceae. Bases 1 to 6108 code for a protein of 2035 amino acids. The record is from RefSeq and is a predicted model, not a curated record. The transcript is spliced from 5 exons.